This is a messenger RNA of Guillardia theta CCMP2712, 405 nucleotides long. RefSeq lists its product as hypothetical. Lineage: Eukaryota; Cryptophyceae; Pyrenomonadales; Geminigeraceae. The transcript has 3 exons. The record is from RefSeq and is a predicted model, not a curated record. Bases 1 to 405 code for a protein of 134 amino acids.
AUGAAGUCCAUCUCCUCCAACAAGAGCCCUCUAAGGGACGAGAUCAUCUCCUUCAGCCUUCCCCAGGACAACCAAGACCCCUCCCGAGCGUCAGUCUCGGGUGUCUGGACUUUCAACGACUUUCACUCCCAGUCAGGGUCCCGCAGCUUCGCUCCGUCCCACUCCCACCUGUCCUCCAGCGAGAUCGAGGAGGCUCCCCGUUCUGUAUCGCAGGCCUCGGGCCCGAACGAGUUGGUGUCGUUUGUGGGGGAGCAUGCGAUGAGGGACAAGUAUGUUGCGUACGAGUGCGAGGAGGUGCAGCAGGAGGAGGGGACCUCGUUCUUCCAGCGGCUGAGUCUCUUCAAGAAGGAGUUCCUGGAGAACUGGGAGACUUAUACCAGCAAGACAUGCCUGCUGAUGAUGUGA